AUGGGGUUACAGCGAGCUAUCAACAGUGAGGAUGACUGCGGUGUGUUGGAGGGAAAUUGGGGGAGUUAUUAUGAGGACGGACAUUCACCCAGUCACUGGACCGGUAGCAGUGCCAUCCUUACAGAGUGGCUCGAAAACCAGUUCGAACCAGUCAAAUAUGGACAGUGCUGGGUGUUUGCCGGAGUGAUGUGUACAGUGAUGCGGUUUUUCGGAAUCUCCUGCCGCGUGGUCACCAACUUCUCUUCAGCUCACGACGCCAAUCUCACCAUCGAUCGAUACCAUUCUUUAGAUGGAAUCGUGGACAAAUCCAAGGACAGUAUUUGGUGA
Messenger RNA from Labrus mixtus (cuckoo wrasse), 327 nucleotides. Its product is annotated as protein-glutamine gamma-glutamyltransferase 5-like. Gene Ontology annotation, biological process: peptide cross-linking. The record is from RefSeq and is a predicted model, not a curated record. Lineage: Eukaryota; Metazoa; Chordata; Actinopteri; Labriformes; Labridae. Gene Ontology annotation, molecular function: protein-glutamine gamma-glutamyltransferase activity. The transcript is spliced from 3 exons. Bases 1 to 327 code for a protein of 108 amino acids.